AAAGAUCGAGCCAUCUUUAUUGGCAGCAAACGUGAGCGGUACAAAAGCAAACAUGGCAAAGCUAACCAUGAUUGAGUGGCGAGGAGUCUUUCAGGAGCAGAUCCAAGAGGAGAAACCAAACCAUGACUGGAGCCUGAAGAUGGAUCAGCAGCUUGGCAAUUCAGAAGCCGGAUGGAAGCAAGUAUUGCAGGAACAUGCCCAUGCAAGGUUCCGGUGUUCACAAUGCUACCAUUCCUGGUCCUCGCAUCAGGUCUUUAUUCUGUUCCUCAUGCGUUUUGAACAAUCUCAGCGCCAAGGAUGGGUCCGGAUGAGGGUCUUCCGGCAACAGUGUGAUAACUGUGCUUCAGGGAAGUAUGAAGAGCCACAAUUCACUGAGAUGGAUGUCAGCAGGAUCAUACGGCACUUGAUCUUGGACAUCAGGGAGAAAUGCUACAAAGAGCACGUUGAUCGCAGCGAACUGUCCGAGGUGAUAUGGGAGCACACUGGACCACAUAAAUAUCAGCGUUGUGAAGCCUUCAAACUGGGAUUUCACAAAUCGCAUCAUGGUGGGGCUAAAGGCAGUGGACAUCAUGGGAAGGCCCAAAGGCCAGGGCUUCCCCAGAGCUCUGAAGAGAUAAUCAUACCAGCAAAGGCAUCCAAAGACUGCUGGGAUUCUGUUGCUUGUUUUGGCUGCUUUUGCCUUAUUAUGAUCUCAAUUUUCAUUUUCAUUGCAUACCUUUCUGGGCUGUAAUGAUGGCAAAACAGUGGGUAAACUAAAGCAAAUUUAGGAUAUAUGUUAUCAAAGAUAAAAUCAGCUUACUUAAUUUGGUCUGCUUGUAGAAGCUCUCUAACUGCUAGUAUGAAAA
This is a messenger RNA of Sphaerodactylus townsendi, 845 nucleotides long. Its product is annotated as receptor-transporting protein 2-like. Gene Ontology annotation, molecular function: olfactory receptor binding. NCBI's taxonomy places the organism in Eukaryota, Metazoa, Chordata, Lepidosauria, Squamata, Sphaerodactylidae. The transcript is spliced from 2 exons. The record is from RefSeq and is a predicted model, not a curated record. Bases 53 to 730 code for a protein of 225 amino acids. Gene Ontology annotation, biological process: protein insertion into membrane; detection of chemical stimulus involved in sensory perception of bitter taste; protein targeting to membrane.